Thecamonas trahens ATCC 50062 is the source of this 2503-nucleotide messenger RNA. RefSeq names its product gamma tubulin ring complex protein 3. The record is from RefSeq and is a predicted model, not a curated record. Gene Ontology annotation, biological process: meiotic cell cycle; microtubule nucleation; mitotic cell cycle. Gene Ontology annotation, molecular function: microtubule minus-end binding; gamma-tubulin binding. NCBI's taxonomy places the organism in Eukaryota, Apusomonadida, Apusomonadidae. Gene Ontology annotation, cellular component: centrosome; equatorial microtubule organizing center; gamma-tubulin small complex. The transcript is spliced from 2 exons. The coding region runs from base 1 to 2391 and encodes 796 amino acids.
AUGAACGAGCUCCUGGAGCAGCUGGUGGGGACGUUCGUGCCGUCGGCCACGGGACCGGCAGGUCGUAGCCAGCUGGUCUCACUCUGCCACACCCUCCUGACCUCGCGCCUCUCGGCAGCACCCAUUCCCGACCUGUUCCACACCUCGGAAGCCGUCCAACGAAGCCUCGCCAGGGCUGGCCGCCAGAGCCAUGCCGUGGCCUUUGCUGAUCUGGUCCGCAGGCUGGAGAGCAUGGCCGUCGUCACCCGCAAGUGGUCAGUGGUGCAUGUUUUGGCGGCGCUGGCCGAGACUGGCGAUGUUCCGCUGCCGGCAAAGCCGCUACCGAGGCUGCUGAUGCCGACGUCGGCUGGCGCGGCGUCGUCGACCCUUCCGUCGGCCGCCGUGGGCCUCUCGGCGGCGGCGGCCAAAGAGGUGGAGAUGGUCCGUCGUGGCGCCGGAGAGGGUGCUGUGCGUGCGGGGUCUGGAAACGAUGGCGGUGUGAGCGAGAACGAGCUGCUGCGAGACGUCAUCUACGCGCUGCAAGGCAUAGACGGGCGAGUGGUGGCGUUCGACAAGCGGGCGCAGGCGUUUGCCGUCGAUCCGCGGGCACGAGUCAAGGCCGGACAGGCGAAUCUUGUGCGACGGGUGGCGGAGCUCGGGUGGUUGUACAUGCGGGUCAAGGCGUUUGUGGUUCAGGCGUCGGCGGCCCCGUCGCUGGGCCUUGUCGGGCAGGCGCUCGUCGGCGCGUUGCAGGGCGAGCUCGCCGAGUACUUUAAGCUGCUGGCGGUGCUCGAAGCGCAGGUGGCGGCCGGGCCGGGUGCGCAUGGACAGGCGCUGACGCUGCGGCGGCUGGUGGUGUGGGUGCAGGACCCGCUGGUGCGGAUGAAGGCCGUGGCCAUGGUAGCAGACGCGGCGCGCGGGCUGCAGGGUGGCGAGCUCGUGUCGACCAUCCACGCAUUUGCCAAGCACGGCGACCCGUUUGUGGCGGCGUUUGUCGAGUCGCUGCUGGAGCAGGUCUGUGUUCCGUUCUUUGCCAUGACGUCGCGGUGGAUGUUUGACGGCGAGCUUGCUGACCCUUUUGGCGAGUUCUUUGUGGUGCCCAAUGGAGCAGCUAGCGCCGACGAGGCGUGGCACGGCAAGUACGAGCUCGUAGAUGGGCUCGUGCCGUCGUUUGUUGGUCCGGACCUGGCCUCGGACAUUCUGCGCAUCGGAAAGUCUGUGGCUUUUCUGCGGCGUGCGUGCGGGGUGACCGACUUUGCCUUUGACGGUGCCCUCGUCGGCGCGUGGGAGGCGGUGACGUACGCAUCGGCGAGCAGCCAGCUUGCCGGACUUGUGGCGGCAGCGUCAGACGCAGUCAACGCCGCGGUCCGAUCCACGCUCUUGGGCCAGUUUAAGCUCAUGCCGGUCCUCGACAUUUGCCGCCGCUACCUGCUGCUGGGCCAGGGCGACUUUGUCGGGUACCUCAUGGAGCUGCUCGACGACGAGCUGGCGCGGCCGGCCUCGCAGGUCUUCCGCCACAACCUGCUGGGUAUUUUGGAAACGGCGCUCAAGUCGACAACGCCGAUUGCCGAUGCCGAGCUGGCGGACAAGCUGGAUGUCAUGCUGCUGGAGGCGUCGCCGGGCGACAUCGGAUGGGACGUGUUCUCGCUCGACUACGUCUUCACCGGGCCGCUCACUACCAUCUUUACCAACGACGUGCGGGCCAAGUACCUGCAGCUCUUCUCGUUCCUUUGGCGGCUGAAGCGGGUGGAGCGGCACCUGUCGUCUACCUGGCAGCGGCACGUCAACUCGGCGUCUGCUCUGCGGCAGCUGCCGGAGCUCGACCUCGUCGUCCGCAAGUGUCACAUCCUGCGCAAUGAGAUGGCCCACUUUGUCUUCAACCUCCAGUACUACAUCAUGUUUGAAAUCGAAGGCGCAUGGACCGAGCUCGUCGAGCUCCUUACCUCUGACCGCACUCACCUUGACCUGGACGCCAUCUACGGUGCUCACGAGGCGUACAUCGACCGCAUCCUGGAGCGGGUCCUGCUCGACGGCUCGGCCGAGGAGCUGCUCUCGCUCAUCACCCAGAUUUUUGCCCUCAUCUCCAAGUUCCGCACCACCCAGGACGUUUUCUACGACUCUGCCAUGGGCGAGGUCGCUCGCCGGGCCGCCGCCGAGGCUCGCGCCUACGAGCGGGUCCUUGCUGGCGAGUGGGGUACGACCGACAAGGAGUCGGACGCGUCAGCGAGCUCGUACUACCAGCUAACGCCGCAGGCCCGUGCGCAGCUUGGCGCCUUCAACGUCAAGUACGACGAGCUGGUCACCCAGCUCAUCGACAUGCUCAACGCCCAGUCGGCCUCGGCGCUCCGCAACCUCUCGUUCCGCAUCGACUUUAACGAGUUCUGGAAGUCCAAGCGGAGCUCAAACCCUUAACGGUACGAUUUCUCGCACCGCGCCAGGUUGCACAACUGUGGCAUACACCCGAGGUCGCCUGGUGACAAAGGGCGUGUCCACUCCGUAAUGGGAUAAAGUUGCCUUACACGUC